CAUGGACAAGCCAACGUGCAGGCGUUGAGGCUCUUGCUGCCACCUACUAACACUGUCGAUGAACAGCAGCUCACGGAAGUAUCGCGCGCCAUUUGCGCCUCUAGACACGCUCUCGUCACCCCAGAAGCCGGCCUACGCCCCGCUUGCGACGCCUGCAUCCUCCUUCUACGGCGAUUCCAGCUCGCUGUUCGACGAGGCCUCCAGCCCAUACGCCCCUCCGCCCAGCACGCAAUCCAGGAUGGUGCGCGAGCGCGAGCCGACAGCGCUGCCGCCGCGCCCUGAGGCGCAGAAGCCAGCACCCUCUGCUGGCAUGCAAGAGCGGAUUGCAGCACCGCAGUUCGGCCAGGCCAGUCCGCUACGCAACCCGCUCAGGCAAGACAAGCCGAAGCAUUCGCAUCUGUUCAACGUCCCCAGGCCUGGCCAGCCGAGGCCAGAGCACCACCAAGCACCCGCCCGCGUCCCCAACCCGCAGACUCUUCCAUCAUACAAGCCCCCGCAGUUUGUCUCAGCACAGCCGCAGCCCGCCGCCAAAACAGACGCUUUCGGUCGACCGCUCGAUGACGACUUCUUCGAGAUCCCGGCCAGCAGCUUUCAGCCCCGACAGUCGCAAAGCGUAGCAGUGCCCCGCCCAUACAACCCGCCCGCGCAAACCGUACAGCCGCCGCCGCGAUCUCUCUACUCGUCCAUCGGCCACAGCAACGGCUUCCAGCCGGUGAACAAGGGCGCGCACAACCCUCUGCAAGACGCCCGGAAGACAGUUAUUCUGGACGACGAGGAUGACUUCGAUCCUGACGCAGCCGUGUUCGCAGACCGCGGCCGAUUCGGCGCACCCGACCUGGACGCCUACGUCGAUCAGGGACAAGCGAGUGAGAACAUCAAAGCGCUCCUUGAGGGUGCGUUGGACGGGGACGACGAGAAGAUUCCUCGCACACGAGGGCGAAAGAAGAAGAAGCAACAGGCGAAGGAUGCUGCGAACUCGCUGGCCGACCGGCUUAAGGCGCUGGAAGUUCAGGACGAGGAAGCCAAGGCUGAGCCCAAGGACGAGGGGGAGGGGGAGGAGGAGGCAGACGAUGAGGAGGACGACGGCUUUGUUGACGGUCUCAAGGUCAGCCUGUUGCCACAUCAAGUCGAUGGUGUCGCGUGGAUGAUUGAGAAGGAGACCGGCGCACACAACAAGCGAGGCAAGCUGCCCAAGGGUGGAGUCUUGGCCGACGACAUGGGUCUGGGAAAGACUGUGCAGUCGAUGGCCCUCAUCCUAUCGAACCCUCGACCGGAGAAGGGCGCCGAGCCAGAGAACAAGAAGAACAAGAUCCUGGAUGUUGUCGGCAAGGGCACGCUCGUCGUCGCUCCGUUGGCACUGAUCAAGCAGUGGGAGUCUGAGAUCAACACCAAGGUCGCAAAGUCUCACGCACUCAAGGUUCUGGUCCACCACGGCCCCAACCGCACAAAGUCGGCCGACAAGCUCAAGCAGUAUGAUGUUGUCAUCACAACCUACCAAGUCCUUGCAUCCGAGCAUGCCCAAUGCGGAGACGGCCCUGACGGCCUCAAGAAGGGUUGCUUUGCCGUGCACUGGUACCGCAUGAUGCUCGACGAGGCACACACCAUCAAGAACCGCAACGCGAAGAUGACCAAGGCCUGCUACGAGGUUCGUUCGCAUUACCGCUGGUGUCUGACCGGCACACCAAUGCAGAACAAUCUCGAUGAGCUGCAGAGUCUGAUCAAGUUCCUCCGCAUCCAGCCCUAUUGUGAGAUGUCGAGUUGGAAAGACUCCAUCACUGGUCCCAUGAAGAACGGUCGUGGCAACCUUGCUAUGCGACGACUGCAGAUCUUCCUCAAGGCUUUCAUGAAGCGCCGAACCAAGGACGUGCUCAAGAAGGACAGAGCGCUGACUUUCGGCGGCAAGGCCAAGGACGGCGCAGAGAAACCAGCCUUCCAGAUCGUUGCGCGAAACGUCGAGACCAUCAUAGGAGAGUUCACGGCCAAAGAGCGCGCGUUCUACGAUCGCCUAUCUACGCGUGCGCAGGACCGCCUCGAGGAGCUCAUGGGUGGUGAGAAGCAGGAUUACAUUGGGGCUUUGGUGUUGCUGCUUCGUCUGCGACAAGCUUGCAAUCACCCUAACCUUACCAAGAGCAAUGUCAAGGACGAUAAGGAUGCGCUGACUACCGGAUCGAAGCAAGGACCUCAGACCGGUUUCCAGACCCCUCGCAAGGCCUCCAAGGGCGACGAUGCUGAUGAUCUUGCGGAUCUGCUGGGCGGCUUGAGUGUUGCGACCAAACGCUGUGACCUGUGUCAACGCACACUGAAUCGCGACAACGCCGCGAAUGGUGCCAUUCGUUGCAACGACUGUGAGGAGGAUCUCAAUGUUUCGUCAAAGAAGUCAAAGAAGCACAAGAAGAAGCCUCGCAAAGACAAGCACGAGUCCGACAAGAUUAAGAAGCCUUCCAAGCCACUAGUCAUCGAGGACCAUGACGAAGAUGAUGAAGAAGACCAUGUAGUCCGACCCGCAAAGUCGUCUCGCCAGCGCCGCGUCGUCGUAGACAGCGAUGACGAAGAAGAAGAAGAAGAAGAAGAAGAAGAAGAAGAAGAAGAAGAAGAAGAGGGCGAAUGGCUAGUGCCUGAGGACCAGCAACAUUCUGAACUCCUGGGCAAGGCCGGUGGCACAGACGAUGAGGAUGCUGAAGGCGGUGGAGAUACACUGGCAUCCAUCGACUCUCAAGCAUCCGUGAGUGUCGAUGAUAGCAAGAGCAACCUUGACUCUUUCAUCGUGCAUGACACCGACAGCGAGGACGAGGCGCCGGUGGUCCGCAAGAAGUUGUUCACGAACUCAAAGCCACGAACCGUCAACCUCGUGUCCGACAACGAGGACGAUUCAGCUACAGAAGCAGACUCCGCGUCAGACUCGGGCUCAGACGACGAAGACGCCUCAGCUUCCGAGACCGAAGAGUCCGACUCCGACUACAACACCUCAGACCUCGUCCCCUCAACCAAAAUCCGCCAACUCCUCCAGAUCCUCGAGAAAGAAACACCCGACCACAAAGUCAUCGUUUUCUCGCAGUUCACUUCCAUGCUCGACCUCAUCGAACCGUUCCUCAAGCGCGCAGACUUCAACUUUACGCGUUACGACGGCAGUAUGCGGAACGACCUGCGCGAAGCCAGCCUGCAGAAGCUGCGCGAAGACAAGCGCACCAGGGUGCUGCUGUGUAGUCUCAAGUGCGGAAGCUUGGGUCUCAACCUCACAGCCGCCAGCCGUGUGGUCAUCAUGGAACCAUUUUGGAACCCCUUCGUCGAGGAACAAGCAAUAGACCGCGUCCACCGCCUCAAUCAAACCGUCGACGUAACCGUGUACCGUCUCUCCAUCCACAACUCCGUCGAAGAGCGAAUUCUCGAGCUGCAGGAAGCGAAAAGGAAACUCGCGCAGGCGGCUAUUGAGGGCGGCAAAGCCAUCGGCAAGUUGAGUAUGAAGGAUAUUUUGAACUUGUUCAAGAGGGAGGCGGAGUAUGAUCAUACAAACGUGGAUCAGGCAGAGGAGCAGGACAUCUUCGCUAAGAGGAGGGUGCUUGAGAGUGCUGAGGUUGGCGGAAGGGGCGAGACGACGGCGCCACGUCCCGCGCGGAAGGCGGGGAGUUUGGGGUUUAGGAAGGAGAGGAAGGAGGACAGUGUUUAUGGUCGCCGUUGAGGGUUUUUGGGCACGAAAUGCAUAGGACUGCAUGAUUGAUGAUGGGCGUUGAGGUGUGCUGGGUACUGGUUUUGGGUAUGGCGGCAUGAUAGAUGGGCGUUAUAAGACUUGUUCACGACUUCUCAAUCUUCCUACUUUCAUC
Molecule: messenger RNA, 3818 nt
Organism: Macroventuria anomochaeta
Lineage: Eukaryota; Fungi; Ascomycota; Dothideomycetes; Pleosporales; Didymellaceae
Exons: 2
Coding region: 59-3676 (1205 amino acids)
Cellular component (GO): cytoplasm
Molecular function (GO): ATP-dependent chromatin remodeler activity; ATP binding
Source: RefSeq, a predicted model, not a curated record